AUCCUUUCACCUGAUGGUGGCAGCUCAGAUUUGGGCCACUUUCACCUGCUGCGUGAACAUAGCUAUAGCUUCCAUGUUGCAGAGUGGUUGUGGCGGAGUCACGUGCGGUAGUAAGUUUUUAAGGGGACAGUACAUAAACACACAGAGUGGGGAAGGAUUAGCAGAAUUAAAAAAAAACAUCAAAAUGACCGUCAUGGGCAAGAUUACGUCGGUUAGAGGUUCUGAAUGUUGGUUUCGAUUACUUUUCAAUUAAUUGCCCAGCCCUACUACCAAGUAAGGUGGCUUAUCAGCUGCUUUAUCAAUUUGGCCAUUUUAGGCUUGUAUUUAAUAGUUGCAAACAGUGAUUAAGAAAAGACAAUUAAAUAUAUAUUUGACAGUUAAUCGUUAGCUAAAAUUUCAUGAUCUUGACAGCCUGUAACUCCGCCCAUAGAGUAAAAUGUUGACGUAAAAAAGUGGGACAGCAUUUUUGAAUAAAGAUUUUUUAAUUAAAAAUUAAACUUGUGUAAAUAUUUACUUUAAAAUAAGAGGGAUCUUUUUUUAAAUGCAGUAUUGAAAAUAAAUUGUAGAAAAGUUUAAAUAUUUUCGCAAUGUGAGUUUUAAAUAGUAGGUUUAAAUAAAUCCUAGCAUAAUCCUUGUAAUUAAUGUCUGAAAAACAUGUUUUUUAACUAGUUUUUACUGUGGGACCACAGUUGGAACUAAUUUUAAGAAUGGUCCAUAUAUGGAACUAUAUUCAUAUCAACCUCAAAUACUUUGUUGUGCAAAUGUUUAUUUGAAUGGCAAAAAUGGUUAAAAUGCCCAGUCCUAAUGUAGAGCCCCAUGGGUAACACCAGCAGUGGAAAACUUGCUAAUGGUUGGAUAGCACUGGCAGUGUCUGAUUCUGAAUGUGGAAAAACACAGGAAGAUGGACAUGGACAUGGCAGUUAUGUGUCACUGAUCUUCCAGGAACAGCUAUUCAUCACUCCAGCGAUUGUGUGACCUCGACCAACCCUUUUUGACUUGUUCCAAGAACGGUCUGUCUUUUACUCAGGGCAAAGGCACUUCAACCAGCUCUUAAUCUAAGGCUGUAAAAUGUGCUUUCGCCUUCCCUGGGUGUCCAGUUUGCCGGUAGUCAUGGUGAUGUGCUUUGUGUGUGUGUGUGUGCGCGUGUGUGAGCCUGCAGCGUUGGCUUAAGUCUUUCACCAGUGUAGGCACGUCCACAAGCGCUAGAAGGCUUCGCUCUCCCCCGACUGCGUAAUGAGUGGUUAAUUAGAGGAUUAAGUCCACUGCUCUCGGAACAACAACUGAUCCAAAUCCCGAUCAGCAAAGCACAGCAGAGAGGACUCUCUAAGGCAGCUCUAAAUUCCUGUCGCAUGCUGAGUUGAACAUAAUGGCAACGUAAGAACAAUGUUGGUGUGUAAAUGUUGAGUUUGGGCUUUGCUGCAGUGGCUGUUUCGGCUUCCUUCUUGGUUCUUCACUAACCGUUCAGUUGGUGACCUCAUUCUGUGAAGUCCAAAAUGAAUGGCUAUGCUGCCCCCAACUACCCUUCCGGAGGCUUCAGUUCCUACUCCUCCCAGCUGAAUGGCCACGGCUCCCCGUCACCAGAGCUCCCAGAAUGCAGUGCCAACAAGUCCAGCGCAAAGGCCCUCUAUGAGCAACGAAAGAGCUACACUAAAAACAGCAUUAACAGCAUGACGGACACAUCACAGUACCAUGUUGAACAUCUAACAACGUUUGUCAUGGAUCGCAAGGAUGCCAUGAUCACCAUAGAAGACGGUAUCCGUAAACUGCGUUUGCUUGAUGCAAAAGGGAAGGUGUGGACACAGGACAUGCUGCUGCAGGUGGAUGAAAAAGCAGUCAGCCUCAUUGAUCCUGAUACCAAGAAUGAGCUGGAGAAUUUCCCGCUGGCUACAGUGCAGCACUGCCAGGCCAUCGUGAACUCCUGCAAUUAUGACUCCAUCUUGGCACUGGUGUGUAAAGAGUCUGGACAGGGCAAACCAGACCUGCACCUCUUCCAAUGUGAUGACAUUAAGGCAAAUUUGAUACAUGCAGACAUUGACAGUGCUAUCAGUGACCACAAGGGAGGAAAGGUCAAAAAGAGGCCAGAGACCCUGAAAAUGAUUCUGAAAAGCGAUGGGGCCAUUCCACCUCCCCCUGGCGGCCCCGCCCCUGAGCCCCCAGCCACUAUCAAUCAAGUGGAUGUAAAGAGCAGAGUGGCUGCUUGGUCAGCUUGGGCAAAUGAGCAGCAAGACUAUGAUAAACAAAGGCCAUACGGUGAACAGGAUGAAUCUCCGGAGAUGACAGCAGCGCGAAUAGACAGAGAUGUGCAAAUCCUGAACCACAUUCUGGAUGACAUCGAGUACUUUGUGACCAAACUUCAAAAAGCUGCAGAGGCAUUUAAUGAACUCUCCAAGAGGAAGAAAUCGAAAAAGAGCAAAAAGAAGGGGCCAGGAGAGGGAAUGUUAACACUACGGGCCAAGCCACCAGGACAGGAGGAGUUUGUUGACUGCUUUCAGAAAUUUAAACAUGCCUUCAACUUGCUGGGAAAGUUGAAGAACCACAUUCAGAACCCGAGUGCUGUGGAUCUGGUUCACUUCCUCUUUACACCACUCAGAAUGGUGAUUCACACAUCAGGAGGGGUAGACCUGGCAAAGAGUGUACUGGUUCCACUCCUUACCAGAGAGGCCAUAGACUUUCUGCACUCUGCAGGCACUCCUGAAGAGCGCCACCUUUGGGUCACUCUGGGAGAUGGAUGGACCAAAUGCAGGCUGGAGUGGCCUAAGGACCAUUACUUCCCUCCUCACACACUACGUUUCCGGGAUGGUUGGGAGCCGCCUGUGUUGGUAUCUCGGGAGCAGGACCUGACGCAGCUGGCCGAAACGCUGGCUCAGGCAGAGAUCCACAGGCAGGAGGAGGUGAGCCGCAGACUCCACCAUGAGCAGGCCAGCGUGCAGGAUUUCCCCUCAGCAGACGGAAACUUUGAUGCCCAUGCUAGAGGCCAGCCAAGAAAUUUUGCCAAAUCUAAAUAUGACUUUGUGGCAAGGAAUAACACAGAACUCUCUGUGGUUAAGGACGAAGUGGUGGAGGUUCUGGAUGACAGGAAACAGUGGUGGAAGGUUCAAAAUGGAGUUGGGGCUACAGGAUAUGUGCCAAACAACAUCCUUGAGAUCAGCAGGGCAGUUGACGUGACUGGACGCGGGGAGCCAAUUUACAGCCACACAAUUCAGAAGCAGAGAACAGACUACGUCCCGAAACCUGUAACGACAGCCAUCCCUCCAGCCCCAACGCCACCUCCUCCAGCUCCUGCACUGGUGCAGCUGCCCACUCCCCCACUGCCCCCUGCGGCUGUCCCUCUAGCCGCCGAGCCUCAGAGGAACUCGCCCUCUAACGUCAGCCGCCAGAACAGCAGUAACUCCAGUGACAAUGGCAGCGUCACCAUGAGGGAGCACCAGAAAGAACGCGCUGCUCCCACUAACCGGCGCAAGUCGAACAUGGAGGAGGUUCAGGAUGAGCUGAUGCACAGGCUGACUCUGGGUCGCAGCGCUCAGAAGAAGUUCCAGGCUCCGCCACGCAGCACCAGCCUCCCCGCCGUCAACAUCACCUACGACUCCAGCCCCGAGGAGGUCAAAGCCUGGCUGCAGGCCAAGGGCUUCAGCGCUGUAACUGUGAACAGUCUGGGGGUGCUGACCGGAGCUCAGCUCUUCUCCCUCAACAAGGACGAGCUGAAGACUGUGUGUCCAGAUGAUGGAGCCAGGGUCUACAGCCAGGUCACCGUCCAGAAGGCUGCCCUUGAGAGGAGCUCUGGCUCAGAGCUGCAGGAGAUCAUGAGGAGGAGGCAGGAGAAACUAGCGGCGGCAGCCAGUGACUCGGGGGUGGAGUCCUUUGACGAGGGCAGCAACCACUGACCCCUCCUCCCCUCUCGCUCUCUUUCAUCCUUCUCACAUUGUCCUUUUCUAGGACGCAUCCGAGCGUGCCCAGUUUGCAGCCAUCAUGCGCCGCCGACAGGAGCUCCUGGACCCGCCGGACAAUGGAACCACCUCGGAUGUAGAUUGAAGUGCUUUCCGCUGUACUGUACUUGGUGAAAUGAAGGAGUACUGUAGGUGUAGAUUUUGUACACUACUUGCUACAUAGACCAAAACACUACUUGGAAGAUUUCAGUAGAUUAAAAAAAGAAGAAAAAAAAGAAGUCCGAAGAGCACAUAGUUGUAGAGCCAUCAAGUUAAGCAUUAAGUCAAUGUCUUCAGGCAUUAAUAUUAUAUUACAACAAAGUAAAUAUCCUGAAUAUUCAUUGUGUAGUCCUGCUGUAAUUUGUUUGACCAGGAAGAAUGCAGAGUGAAACUUUUUCAGACCAGUGGACUGGACUGUAUCGUCCCAGGAAGUAUUGUGACGUGUGCUUGCAAACAAGUUGAAGACUGAAGCUGUGAUAUGUUGACAAGGGCACAUUUAAAUGUUGUCUUACUCCAGUAGAUUUUCAAAAUUCACUACCUGUGAUACAUGAAGGAUGGAGGUAAAGAAGAGGAUUUGAUUUACUCAGAUUUUUAUAUGGACCUUCUUUCCUAGAAUGGUCGGAUUCUCCACUGUAAAUGUGAAUCAUCACAUUUGUGAGGUGGGUUAUCAGCUUGGAAUGUAGUUCUUCUAGAAUAUCGCUCUAGGAAUCAUAGAGUGGAGCCAACAGAGGCCAAUAAUGAGAAUAGGUGCGAUAUGACUGGGAAAAGAGCUGAUAGUUUAGAGACUAUCAUUGUGUAUGUUGGUUGUUUGCUUUCAGAGAGGAUAUUUAUGUAUAUGAUCAUUUCUAUUUAAGCAUAAUGCCAAAAGAUUAACUUUAUAUGACUCGUUGUUGAGAUGUAGAGCAGAAACAGAACGCAGAUGUGGCCACAUUAGAAUACACAUUUGUCCUUUAGCAGGCAGUCUCCCACCUUCAGCUGUAGAUUGUUUUCAGGGAAUUUUUCAUACUUGCCUCCACUGUAAAGCUUACAAAGACUGCGGUUAAAUUCUUCCAACACCUGCAUGAUUAAUCAUCUCUGUUUUUUAUUAUGAUUUCCAGCAAUAUUCUGUCAGAAUAAUUUUGUAAUUCUCUUCACCAUUUUGGACGUGCAUUAUUUGAUAUCCAACCACAAGCAUUUUGAUUUUAAAUGUUUACUUUCACAAUCAGAAGGGUUUCAUUCAUGUUUCUCGAAUGUAAGCUGAAUGUCACUUUGGAAGACUGGACUCUAUAAUAGAGAGAAUCAUUCAUAAUGACCUACAGUACGAAUUAUAAUGGUACCUAUUUGUAUGCAUUCACCUGUUUUCCCACUCUUGGUGUCUCAUGUAGCUCAAGUGCCAUGAUCAUCAAUGAAGUUCUUUUUUGCCCCAUACAUCUCCACGCCCACACUUAAACAGCAGUUGUCUUGUUACAUUUAAAAAUGGUGAAAGCCUUACAAAGGCUCUUUUGUUAAUUUAUCUGACAAGCCGUUUUCUCUCUGUGGGAAUCCACAGUUCAUGCUCCACUCCCUUUUCAGAUCUACUUUGUUUAGUCCCGCUAUGCUGUGUGAAAACAGUAUAUUUCACUACAUGCUUUGGCUAAAGGAUGGUCCUUCUUUCUUAGCUGAACGGGAAAUGGGUAACAGCUUCACCAAGGAGCAUGACGCUGAUAAUAUACAGAAUAAAUGGAUACAUAUGAACUCU
This is a messenger RNA of Colossoma macropomum (tambaqui), 5640 nucleotides long. RefSeq names its product epidermal growth factor receptor pathway substrate 8a (gene eps8a). The record is from RefSeq and is a predicted model, not a curated record. The transcript has 21 exons. Bases 1494 to 3881 code for a protein of 795 amino acids. Gene Ontology annotation, biological process: positive regulation of ruffle assembly; regulation of Rho protein signal transduction; Rho protein signal transduction. Gene Ontology annotation, cellular component: vesicle; ruffle membrane; plasma membrane. Gene Ontology annotation, molecular function: actin binding. Lineage: Eukaryota; Metazoa; Chordata; Actinopteri; Characiformes; Serrasalmidae.